GCCGGUUCGGUGGCCGUCCCAAUGGCAAAGUCGCUGGCAUUCCACGUCUCGCUGGCUAGUACUGAGUACGUCAUGUUGCUCAAGAGAUCAUGGGCAUUGUGCCUUCUCAUCACACUCGUCGCGGUCGUUGCCGACGCCCAGCGCGAUGCGACGCCCGUAGUUGUGCUUGGCAUUCCGACGCACCUCGAGGGAUUUGGUGCAAACGACAACAACAAUAGCUCCUCCAAGCCGUCCAUCAACGAUACGAAUGCUCCCACGACGGCUCCACCAAGCCCUUCGCCGAGCCCCGCACCCCCAAGUCCUGCACCGCCGAGCCCGACGCCGCCACCACCAAGCCCGUCACCGCCACCUCCGUCGCCGGCUCCGACGCAGGCUCCCACACCGGCUCCGACCCCGGCUCCAGCACCACCGAGUCCAUCACCUCCCACACCGACUCCGCCUCCGCCAACGCCAGCUCCGUCACCGCCUCCACCGAGUCCGACCCAGGCGCCACCGAGUCCGUCGUCAGCACGCCCAAGCCCACCCCCGCCCACGACGGCACCAACGCAAGCUCCGUCACCUAACCCUUCGCCAGCUCACCCGUCGGCGUCUCCAAGUGUCUCGCCGAGCCCGUCACCGAGCUCGUCUCCAGCUCCGUCUAGCUCCACCAGUAGCCCCACGGAUGCACCGACUGACGCGCCGAGUCCUAGUUCGUCGGACGCACCGAGUACGAGCCCGACACCGACGUCUACCGACUCGCGCUCGGGACCCUCGUCAUCUCCAGUUGCGUCUCCGGUGGCUUCGAGCAAGACAAUGAAGCCUUCGAAUGCGAUGCCGGACGCCAACGCCGUGAACCAGCAGUCGGGCAACGACGGCGGCAACGUGUCGAACAUUCUCAUCAUCGUCUCGGCCGUCGUUGGUAUCGUUGCGAUCCUCGGUGUCUUUGCGUUUUACGUCCACAAGAAGCGCCUCCAGCGCCUCACCGAAGACAAGUCGCCGCGGAGCUACCCGAGCUCGCCCGCGAUGCAGACGAUCCGCCACAUCCCGCACAACCCGUACCCUGCGCCGCAGCAGUCGUUUGCGCCACCGCCGCCACCGCCCUCCUCCUUGCCGAUCCGCGACGACUCGGAAGUGCAUCUUGGCCACUCGGUCAACACGGAGCAACUCAUGGAGAGCAUGGACGACGGCUACUCGCUGAGCUCGUUCGGCGGGUCGUCGCACUAUGGCCAAAGCAGCGGCAACUACAGCAUCAGCAGCUCGUUUUGCAUGGACUCUGGUCGCUUCCAAGACAUGGUCCAAUCGAAGGUCCACGUCGUGUAGAAGUUGUGUCUAUUUAAGAACCCAUCUACGUACUACUACUAAGUUUGUUGUUCUUUUAAAGUCUAC
Saprolegnia diclina VS20 is the source of this 1365-nucleotide messenger RNA. RefSeq lists its product as hypothetical. The coding region runs from base 22 to 1299 and encodes 425 amino acids. The transcript has a single exon. The record is from RefSeq and is a predicted model, not a curated record. NCBI's taxonomy places the organism in Eukaryota, Oomycota, Saprolegniomycetes, Saprolegniales, Saprolegniaceae.